GUUUCCUUGUUGCGAUCUAUUUUUGCAACUUGUAUUGUGCUCUUAUUUUCACAAACUACUAGGGAUUAUUUCUAGAUAAUGCCACUGACUCUAGUCUAGCAAAUACGGUGCUGACCAUUUAAUUGCACAGGGUUGGAAAGGGAUUUGUUUUACAGGAGGCAGUUUCUCUGUAUUAGGCAGUAUAGGUUGUAUAGGCAAUAUUGCACAUACCUGUAUUAUUGAAGAUAGCUUAUAUCUUUUUGAGCAGGUAUGGCAGUGAGGUGGUGUUCCUUUGGGUUUGUGUUGUUGGUAGUGUUCGCAUGUUGUGCUGAUGCACAGCCUAACUUGAGGCUUCCUUCGUACAACAACCCCCAACCCCAAAUUACAACCUCCACGCCUAGACAGCCCCAAUGGCCAGAGCCCCAGUGGCCACAGCUGCAGACUCCCCAAAGACCAGAGCCCCAGAGGCCACAGCUGCAGACUCCCCAGAGACCAGAGCCCCAGAGGCCACAGCUGCAGACUCACCAGAGGUCAGAGCCACAGGGACCACAACUACAGACUCUCCAGAGGCCAGAGACCCAGAGGCCACAUCUGCAGACUCCCCAGAUGCCACAGCUGCAGACUUCUCAGAGACCAGAGCCCCAGAGGCCACAGCUGCAGACUCAGCAGAGGCCAGAGCCCCAGGGACCACAACUACAGCCUCUCCAGAGACCAGAGCCCCAGAGGCCACAGCAGCAGACUCCCCAGAGACCAGAGCCCCAGAGGCCACAGCAGCAGACCCCCCAGAGACAAGAGCCCCAGGGGCCACAGCAGCAGGCUCCCCAGAGGCCAAAGCAGCAGACAUCCCAGAGACCAGAGCCCCAGGGGCCACAGCUGCAGACUCCCCUGAGACCAGUGCACCAGUGGCCACAGCUGCAGACUCCUCAGAGGCAACAGCAGCAGACUCAUCAGAGACCAGAGCCCCAGUGGCCACAGCUGCAGACUCCUCAGAGGCCACAGCAGCAGACUCCUCAGAGGCCAGAUCACCAGGGGCCACAGCUACAGACUCCCCAUAGGCCAGAGUCCCAGUGGCCACAGCAGCAGACUCCUCAGAGGCCAGAUCACCAGGGGCCACAGCUACAGACUCCCCAGAGGCAUGAGCCCCAGUGGCCACAGCUACAGACUCCCCAGAGACCAGAUCACCAGAGGCCACAGCAGCAGACUCCCCAGAGACCAGUGAUCCAGGGACCACAGCAGCAGACUCCUCAGAGGCCAGUGAUCCAGGGGACACAGCAGCAGACUCCUCAGAGACCAGAGCCCCAGUGGCCACAGCAGCAGACUCCGCAGAGACCAGAGCCCCAGUGGCCACAGCAGCAGACUCCCCAGAGACCAGAGCCCCAGUGGCCACAGCAGCAGACUCCCCAGAGGCAAGAGCCACAUGGGCCACAGCAACAGAAUCCCCAGCGGCCAGAGUCCCAGUGGCCACAGCAGCAGACUCCUCAGAGGCCACAGCAGACUCCCCAGCGGCCAGAGUCCCAGUGGCCACAGCAGCAGACUCCCCAGCGGCCAGAGUCCCAGUGGCCACAGCAACAGACUCCUCAGAGGCCAGUGAUCCAGGGGCCACAGCAGCAGACUCCCCAGCGGCCAGAGUCCCAGUGGCCACAGCAGCAGACUCCCCAGCGGCCAGAGUCCCAGUGGCCACAGCAACAGACUCCUCAGAGGCCAGUGAUCCAGGGGCCACAGCAGCAGACUCCCCAGCGGCCAGAGUCCAAGUGGCCACAGCAGCAGACUCCUCAGAGGCCAGUGAUCCAGGGGCCACAGCAGCAGACUCCCCAGCGGCCAGAGUCCCAGUGGCCAGCAGUAACCCAAACUCCAGAUCAGAGAUGUCAAGUACCGGUUCGGGAUAUAGUGCAAUGUGGAACCCCAGAUAUUACUCCAUCUCAAUGUCAGGCUAUCUACUGCUGCUUCAAUGGACAGCAGUGCUACUAUGGGAAGGCAGUGACUGUGCAGUGUACCAGGGAUGCUCAGUUUGUGGUGGUGGUGGCCAGGGAUUCCACUUGGCCCAAAAUAGACAUUGAUUCCAUCAGUCUGUUGGGGGGAAAUGACCGCCCCUGCAGUCCUGUUGGCAUCACUUCAGCCUUCGCCAUAUACCAGUUCCCUGUCACUGCCUGUGGCACCACUAUAAAGGACGAAAGUGGUUAUGUGGUUUACGAGAACAGGAUGGCAUCUUCCUAUAACGGGGUGGGCCCUCGAGGCUCUAUCACCAGGGACAGCCAUUUUGAGCUGCUGUUCCAGUGUAAGUACUCUGCCACUGCAGUAGAGGCUCUGGUUACUGAGGUGAACACUGUUCCUGCACCCGCUCCUGUUGCUGCUCCGGGACCCCUCAGAGUGGAACUGAGACUGGCCAAAGGAACAUGCGACACCAAGGGGUGUAAUGACGAGUCGAGAUCCUUCACAUUGUAUUACACUGAGGAAGACUACCCCAUCACUAAAGUCUUGAGGCAGCCUGUGAACGUUGAGGUUCGCAUCCUGGAGAGGAUGGAUCCCAACCUGUUCCUGAUGCUGGAGCACUGCUGGACCACCUCUGAGCCCAGCCCUGUCAGCAUGCCCCAGUGGGAUCUCAUCAUUGAAGAUUGUUCCUACCCGAAUGAUAAUUACCUGACCACCAUGGUCCCUGUGGAACGUUCCUCUGGCCUUCUGUACCCCAACCACUACAAACGCUUUACCCUCGAGAUGUUCACCUUUGUGGAUCACACUCGGUCUCCCCAGAAAGAGCGGAUUUUCAUCCACUGUAGUACAUCUGUGUGCUACCCUACGCCAGGGGUCUCCUGUGAACCGAAAUGCAACAGGCAAAGGAGAGAUGUUGCUGCUGCUCAGAGGAAGACUAUACAGACUGCUGUGGUCUCCAGUGGAGAAGUGGUCCUGGUUGACAAAAAGCCUGUCUCCCUUUCAGACCACUAAUUCAACCAGCUACAGUUUGUAAUGGGGUAUGAAAUAAUGUACUCCGUUACUUCCAUACCUGUUACAGCAGAGGUACUGAAAGGCAUUUUUCUUGCCGAUUCUUUCUUUGUUCUUGAUUUGGAAGAAACGUGUCUCUUAUAAGCGUCCGUGUCCAGUUGCCGGUGGUACUCCAAAAAAUCUGAGAAUAUUCAGAAAGAUAUUAAAUCCACUUUUUGCACAGAGUGAGAGGUGGCCUCCCGAUUUUAGCUGCCAGACAUCUUGCAUUUCCCAACAUCUUUGCAGGAACUAGUCGUUUCUAUGCGACGUGGCUGACAGCAUGUCACACAGUGCGUCCAAAACAAAGAUCUAUACACGUGCAAGAGGCGUUUCUCAAUCUAUGCAAAACGUGGAUAUAAUAUUUUUCUGAAUAUCCUCUCUCUUUUUUAGUUGCACUUGCAACUAGACACAGAAGUACUCCAGGCAUUUCCUACAUACACUGGAACCUUUCGAACAAAUAACGAAGAAAGUAUCACCAAGUUCCUUGGAAAUAUACCGAUUACAGCAAGACAGCAGCUCAGACACAAACUUUAACUCUAUAUGGUUAUAAUACAACAUGGGCUCCUGAUUUUGCUACGUAUUUAUUGUUUCUAAUAAA
Oncorhynchus nerka (sockeye salmon) is the source of this 3553-nucleotide messenger RNA. RefSeq names its product proteoglycan 4-like. Gene Ontology annotation, molecular function: structural constituent of egg coat; acrosin binding. Gene Ontology annotation, cellular component: egg coat. Lineage: Eukaryota; Metazoa; Chordata; Actinopteri; Salmoniformes; Salmonidae. The record is from RefSeq and is a predicted model, not a curated record. Gene Ontology annotation, biological process: prevention of polyspermy; binding of sperm to zona pellucida.